GCCCGUUCGCCAAUUUUCGCCGAGGAGAAGUUUCAUCAGGGAGAAAUACCGGGAGUGCUCGAACGUGGCAUUUAUCGCAUUUAUCUCUUGUAAAGACAGUUUCAAGUGUUUUCAUUUACAAUAUCUGAUAAUUUAAUACCUUAGCUACCCAGAAAUAUCAAGAGUCUUUCAACUCUUUGGGAAUAGAACGAGAAAUUCGGGUAUUCUUUCGCAUACUUUGCCCCUCCCGAGAUUUUUGUUUUGAUUAAGGGGAAGUGCUUCGUGCAGGCCAGUGCAAAAUGAGACUCAGCGCAGUGGAUCCCAGUUCGUAUGCAAAUGCCGAUGAAGUUGUUACUACCCAUGUCCACUUGGAUUGGAGAGUGGACUUUGCGAGGAGUGUCAUUGCAGGGAGUGCUGAGAUUUCUCUCAAAAUUGUGGCAUCGCAAAUUGAUCAGAUUCUCCUGGAUGUGAGUGAUCUCAAGAUUGAUUCAGUGAAGGUAGUGCAGGCUGAAGGAUCUUUCCCUUUGACUUUCAAUGUCUCGGAUUUGGUCGAGAACAUUGGAUCAAAGCUGACAAUUUAUCUUCCGACGAUGACUACUGGGCAGAUCAAUUUGCUGAUUGACUACGAGACAUCUCCCAAGGCCAGUGGAUUGCUGUGGCUGUCCAAGGAGCAAACGUCCGGGAAGAAUCAUCCUUUCCUCUUCAGUCAAUGCCAAUCGAUACAUGCACGAUCCCUCAUGCCUUGCCAGGAUACUCCAGCUGUUAAGUUCACCUACAGUGCUACCGUGCACCAUCCAGAAGCCCUCGUGGCACUUAUGAGUGCAAUUGAAACUGAUAAGAAGAGGGGCGUCACGUGUUUUGAGCAGACAGUGCCAAUUCCAAGUUAUCUGCUGGCAAUUGUUGUGGGAGAUCUUGUCAGCGAAGAUCUAUCCCCAAUUACGAGAGUCUGGGCCGAAAGGGAAAUUGUUCACGAGGCUGCCCAGGAAUUCUCCGAGACGAGUACUUUUCUCGAGAAAGCCAUCGAAAUAUGUGGUCCUUACGUAUGGAAACGCUACGAUGUCCUCGUGAUGCCGCCAAGCUUCCCAUUUGGUGGAAUGGAAAAUCCCUGUUUGACCUUCGUGACUCCUACCGUGAUUGCGGGCGAUAAGUCUUUGGUGAGCGUGGUGGCCCAUGAAAUAUCGCAUUCUUGGACAGGUAAUUUGGUGACCAACAAAACCUACGAGCAUUUCUGGCUCAAUGAAGGUUUUACGGUGUUUGUGGAGGAUAAAAUCCUUGGGGAGAUGUACGGAAAGAACUUCAGGGAUUUCCAUUCUUUCCUGGGUUUGGGUGAACUCAAGGACUGUAUGAAUGUUCAGCUGAAGGAUAAGCCAGAUCUGCAGAAAUUGGUGAUUGACUUGACAAAUUUGUCCCCUGAUGAUGCUUUCUCGACUGUUCCUUACAUGAAGGGAUCCACUUUCCUGCGCUAUCUGGAGAAUCUCUUUGGAGGACCAACUGUUUUCGACUCAUUUUUGCGUUUUUACUUGAACAAGUACAAAUUUCAAUCGGUCGUGAGUGAUGACUUUAAGAAAACAGUCUAUGAGUAUUUCCAUGAGAAUAAGUACAGCGAAAUUUUAUCUCAAAUAGACUGGGAUAAGUGGCUCUACAGCACUGGAAUGCCACCGAUAAUCCCAGAGUAUGACACGAGUUUAAUUGAUGUGGCUAAGAAGCAUGUUGAGUUGUGGAAGAAUUCCGAGGAUAUUCAUGAGAUUGAAAAUUCAUCGCUACUCAAGUCACCUAUGACGAGCCUCCAGAUUGUGGAGAUGCUUUCGAAAUUGCUGGAUGAAGAAGUAAAGUUCAGCCAUGAGAAAUUGGAUGUUUUUGAGAAGGCCUACAAAUUGGGAGAGACGAAAAAUUCAGAAAUUAGAUUCAGAUAUUUGAGAUUGUGCAUCUUGGCGAGGAAUUUUAAGGCAUUGGAUGAUAUCUUUGCAUUUGCCAAUAGCAAUUUCCGGAUGAAAUUUGUGCGUCCGAUUUACAAGGAACUUUCUCAGUGGCCGGAGGUACGUGAGAGGGCUGUUGAGAAUUUCCAUCGGUACAAGGAUCAAAUGAUGCGAAUGUGUGCUGUUCAAGUGGCUAAUGACAUGGGCAUAUCUAUUUAGGAUGUUUCAACAUAAAACAUUUCUCAAGACAAUAAAAUCAUUUAUUCUCAAGAACAGUA
Molecule: messenger RNA, 2173 nt
Organism: Phlebotomus papatasi
Lineage: Eukaryota; Metazoa; Arthropoda; Insecta; Diptera; Psychodidae
Product: leukotriene A-4 hydrolase
Exons: 4
Coding region: 279-2114 (611 amino acids)
Biological process (GO): proteolysis; peptide catabolic process
Cellular component (GO): cytosol
Molecular function (GO): aminopeptidase activity; zinc ion binding; metallopeptidase activity
Source: RefSeq, a predicted model, not a curated record